AUGAUCAUAUCGUUGACUGAAGAUUCGUUGGACAGUGGUGUUGCAAGCGAGCAUAGUAGUAGAAUGAGUGGACUGGUUGAACUUCUGCAACAACAACAACAACAACAUCAACAUCAACAUCAACAACAACAUCUGCAACAACAUCAGCAACAACAUCUGCAACAUCAGCAACCACAUCCUUACAAUCAACACUUACAGCAGCCAUCACAGAACUAUCAGAUUUGCCCACCAAAUGAGUUUUCAUUAAACCAAAACCAUACACUUGACAACAACCAUCCCCAACAACAGCAACAACAACAACAACAACAAAAACAACAUACUAAAAACAUACUAUCCUCUUUUUUUAAAAACUUUAAUUUGCUCAAUAAAUCCUCAAACAACAGCAACAACAACAACCGAAACAACAACAACAGCAAUAGCAACAGUUGCAGCAACAGUCGCAGCAACAGUCGCAGCAACAGCAACAGCAGCAGCAACUGCAGCAUCAAUAAAAACAAUCAGAACAACAACAACAACAACAGCAGCAACAAAAAAGACAGCAAAUCAAAAACAGCGGACAAAAUUUCACAAGGUAACAACAAAAACAAAAUUAAUAUCGAAAACUCCGGCGAAUAUCUUACAACGACAACAACAAUCUGCAGAAAAACAUUAGACAUGGACAUGAGCAACGCUAACAACAACACUAACAACAACAACACUAACAACAACACUAGCAACAACACUAACAGCAACACUAAUAACAACACUAACCACAACACAAACCACAACAACAACAGUCAAUCGUUAAAGAUUGAGGCCACCCAUCCAUUUCCAAGUCCCUUAGCUUCUCAGGUUGCACCAGCAUUCAGAAAGAAAUUCACAGACGACGACGAGGCCAUGUUCGACACCCCGGUAGAACCGAAAAACAGAAACAGCAGCUGCAGUGGCGCCAGCAGCCAGCCACGUCGCUACGAUGAAAGUUUCUAUAGGCGAUACAACAACAACGAUGACGACGACGACGACGACAGAAGUGGCAGUGGUAGCUUCACUAGAAAUGAUUUUUUUUGUAAUAACCAAAACUUACAAGUUGUCAGCUCGUUCAGUCCUGGCACGUUUGUGUCUGGCAGAGAGAAGGAAAACAAAAACAAGAGAGACACGAAACUAUUCUACAACAGAGAAUACAGCAUAAUUAUCUCAAAAACCAACAAAGAUAUUUUCAGAACAUUCAAACUGCAACAUUGUUGCGACAGCAACAACAGCAACAAAUUUUGCAACAAUAUCAGCAACAAUUUACGCAACAACGGCAACAACAUCAUCAGCAACAAAACUUGCUUAACGCCUCCAACAAUUUAUUCCCUUCGUCACUUCGAAACGAUGAUGGAUAUGACACUUGCAGCUCUCAGCAUCAACAAAGACCGCCAUCAGAAUUUCAUUCGCAACAACUACAGCCACAACAACUGCAGCCACAACAACUGCACCCACAACAACUGCACCCACAACAACUGCAACCACAACAACUGCAACCACAACAACUGCAACUGCAACAACAAAAUCAACAAAAAACAUUUUCACAUCAUUUCCAACAACUACAUAAGGAAAAAGCAUUUUAGUCUUUGGUUACAGAGUACUUCCGGCAGGAGGCCAGUUCCGGAAAUGACGCCAUUUUUCUCAGAAGAUUUCCGCAAUUUUGUUUUCUCUAGUAGCAACAGUAGCAGUAGUAUUUGCAGUUUACUAAGUAGUAAUAGCAACAAGAGUAAUUCGGUUAAAAAUGCCCAAUUGACAACAGAGCGACAAAAUUCAUCAAGCAAUUUUUCUGGCUUAACUAAUUCUGUUGUCAGUCCUAUCAUUGUUGACAGCAACAACAUCAUCACCAACAACAACAAUAACAUCUCUAACAACAGCAAUAACGUCAACUUGAAUUAUGGAAACUCUUUCGGCAACAUCAACAACAACACCAGAAACCACAACAACAACAUCAACUUGAAUUAUGAAAACUGUUUUAGCAACAUCAUCAACAACAACAACAGCAACAACAACAACAACAACAACAUCAUCAACAACAAAAACAACAACAACAACAACAUCUAUGACAGCAACAAGCCGGCCCACAUUACGAAUGAGAUCAACAACUGCUACGUAGCACACGCAUCCGUGAAACACAAUCUCGACACUGUCCUUCCAUUCACUGAGAACUCCAUCCGUCACGCACAUGAGAUCAAUCUCAACAACAACAACAUAGCGAACGAAAUUUUUACCAACUACAACAACAACUACUACUACAGCAGCAGCAGCAACAACAACAACAAGAUUGAUACAUAUUUCCAAGUGUUUAAUGACAACAACAUUUGUAACGUUAAUGAUGACAACGCAAACAACAACAACAACAACAACAACAACAACAUAAACAUAAACAACAAUAUAAACAACAGCAUAAACAACGCCAACAACAACAUAAAUAACAACAUCAAUUACAUCAACAACGCCAACAACGAAAACAUUAACACUGACGACCUCGGUACUAUAUUACGACAACAGCUAACGUUGAAACGACGUAACAGUGACAUCAUGCUGACGUCACAAGCAAAUCAAUCACGUGAUGCAGGUCCGCAACAUUUCCUCAACAUAGAUUUCUUUAUGGACUUCGUAUUCGUUAAGAGUGAUUUUAAAAUUAGAUUGAUGCCACUUGGAAAGUUCUUUCACGAACAGAUUCAUGGAACGUAUGCCAACUUGAAUGACGUAGCUUAA
This is a messenger RNA of Helobdella robusta, 2724 nucleotides long. RefSeq lists its product as hypothetical. NCBI's taxonomy places the organism in Eukaryota, Metazoa, Annelida, Clitellata, Rhynchobdellida, Glossiphoniidae. The transcript has 5 exons. The record is from RefSeq and is a predicted model, not a curated record. The coding region runs from base 1 to 2724 and encodes 907 amino acids.